Molecule: messenger RNA, 519 nt
Organism: Hordeum vulgare subsp. vulgare (domesticated barley)
Lineage: Eukaryota; Viridiplantae; Streptophyta; Magnoliopsida; Poales; Poaceae
Exons: 1
Source: RefSeq, a predicted model, not a curated record
GAGAUACCCAUUCUGUGCAACUCCAAAAGCCGUGAAAAUCAACGGGGAAUUAUUUUGGAUUUUAUGAAAAAUACUGGGAGGAAUAAGGACCAUAGGGGCGCCACCAGGAGGCCACAAGCCUGCCAGGCCCGACCUACCCGUCUGGCCGGGCCUGGGUGGCUUGUGGGCCCCUGUUGCCCCUCUGGCGCUCAUAUUUUGUUAUAUGGAGGGUUUCUUCCCAGAAAAAACCAUAAGGGAGCUGUCGGGAGGAGCCGCCGCCGCCACGAGGCGGAACUUGAGCAGAACCAAUCUAGAGCUCCGGCAGGACGAUCCUACCGGGGAAACUUCCCUCCCGGAGGGGGAAAUCAUCGCCAUCGUCAUCACCAACACUCCUCUCAUCGGAGGGGACUCAUAUCCAUCAACAUCUUCAUCAGCACCAUCUCCUCUCCAAACCCUAGUUCAUCUCUUGUAACUAAUCUCCGUCUCACGACUCCGAUUGCUACUUGUAAGGUUGCUAGUAGUGUUAAUUACUCUUUGUAG